This is a messenger RNA of Exserohilum turcica Et28A, 831 nucleotides long. RefSeq lists its product as uncharacterized. NCBI's taxonomy places the organism in Eukaryota, Fungi, Ascomycota, Dothideomycetes, Pleosporales, Pleosporaceae. Gene Ontology annotation, cellular component: membrane; mitochondrial inner membrane peptidase complex. Gene Ontology annotation, molecular function: serine-type endopeptidase activity. Bases 148 to 780 code for a protein of 210 amino acids. The record is from RefSeq and is a predicted model, not a curated record. The transcript is spliced from 2 exons.
CCGCUACAACGACAACCACGCACGCACGCACGCACGCACGCCUGCGCCGCCAUUGUGUCCCGGGACAAGGCACGGCGACAUCUAAGCAGGAAGAUGCCAACGUGACAGCAAGUUCUUGGAAUUUGAUAUAAAAAGCUGGUCUCUGUAAUGCCGCCACCAUGGUCUUUUAUCCACCGCUUCCAUAGGCAGUCUGCGCCCGCCAUUCUCAAUCCAAAAACAUGGACGCAAAACACCAUUCUAGUCGGGAAAUUCUUCUUCGUGGGCCACAUCGUCUUCACGUACAUUGGGGGCGUGGGUUCCACAAGCGGGAUAUCCAUGGUACCCACGAUCCCGCACUCGUUCGGGUCGCACCCGUGGAUUGUGUACUCGACGCUGCACCGGCGGGGCCGCGGGAUCCAGGUCGGUGACGUGGUGACGUUUACGCAUCCGCUGUUUCCGCAGGAUAGCAGCUGCAAGCGCGUGGUGGGCAUGCCGGGCGACUUUGUCAGCGUGGUGACGCCCGGUCGUACCGACGCGGAUGUGGAUGCUGUGGAUGGCGAGGGCAAGUGGGCGAGCGUCAGGGAAGAGGUGGUUAGGGUGCCUGAGGGGCAUUGCUGGGUUCAGGGCGAUAACCUCGAGUGGAGUAGGGAUAGUAGGUUGUUUGGGCCGUUGCCGCUCGGCUUGGUCAGGUCAAAGGUGCUUGCGGUUAUUCUGCCGUUUAGCGAGGCGAAAUGGGUGGGGAGUAAGGUUGAUGUUGUCGAGGCUCAGGGAGGGGAGAGAGACUGGGUCGUCAAGCCAUGAUAUGUCUGUUGUUGUUGUUGUUGUUGUUGUCUAGCAUGUAGAGUUUAGUUA